Fomitiporia mediterranea MF3/22 is the source of this 1523-nucleotide messenger RNA. RefSeq names its product S-adenosyl-L-methionine-dependent methyltransferase. Bases 378 to 1403 code for a protein of 341 amino acids. The record is from RefSeq and is a predicted model, not a curated record. The transcript has 9 exons. NCBI's taxonomy places the organism in Eukaryota, Fungi, Basidiomycota, Agaricomycetes, Hymenochaetales, Hymenochaetaceae. Gene Ontology annotation, molecular function: methyltransferase activity.
CCUUAGCGGUACACGUGGAAUACGCGCAAUAUCACCACUCCGUUCUCGGAUCGCAGAAGCCUGAGCCUGAGCUUUCCGAGAUCCAGGUGUCUAGCCGGCUUCGAUUCUAUUGAUUCUAUGUUAGCGCCGGUUCGACGGACAGGCAAGGACAAGAAGGGAACAGUCUGUAACAUCCCCGGAUCCGUGGCGAUAAGGCUUCCAGAAAUUCCUGAUACAGGGAUUGAGAACCGUUGCAUUUCGCUAGCAAAAGGGUCACGGAGGUAUAAGAGGACCCCGUCCGGGGCAUACAGAGGCCGUAAUCCUUGCGGCCACCUCUUCGUCUUCUCACCUACAGACUCUUGCUCACUUUCCAGUCCGCUCGCCACCCCGCCUCUACAAUGAGUGUUACAGUCACUGGUAUCCAGCUUCAGCAGGGCCUGAAAGACCUCUUUGGUAGAGGUAUGAAUAGCGAGUCAUACAAGCUUCCAGCAGAUAAGCAGGAGAUGGAUCGCUUGUCGUUGCAGCAUCGCAUCUGGACAUUAAUGGCGGAUGGGCUGUAUCCCAAAGAUGCAGAACUUGCAGUCCAAAGUGUAUUGCACCGUCCAAGGGAGGACCAAAGCACACCAAUGAUCCUCGAUAUCGGUUCUGGUUCUGGUACCUGGGCAGUUGAGAUGGCGUUGAAGUUCCCGCAUGCCAGGGUGAUCGGAAUGGAUCUUAUUCAGAGUAGCCCAAACUUUGUCCCAGAGAACUGCGUGUUCAUCAAAGCCGACGCCACAAACACGCUUUCCGAGUAUGUCGGCCACUUCGACAUUGUUCAAUGUCGAAGUGUUGCGAAGCAUGUCCCAGACGCCGUGGCGUUUACACGUAGUCUUGGUAGAACUCUACGGCCAGGGGGAAUAUUCUUCUUUUCGGACGCAGUAACCGACGUCUUCAACGAAAAACUUGAAACAUAUCCUCUCGCGCCAAUCGACGGCGCUGUGGACAGUAACGGAGUAUCGACAAAUGAUUACAGCUGGUUUGCACGGUGGAUGUCGGAAGUGACAGACCGAUGGACGACGAAAGAGCGUCAGUACACCGAUGGCGACAAACUCCACAUCCUUCUCCGCGAGGAUGGCCAGUUUGAGGAUAUAAAUGUCAAGGAGUACUUCAGCCCGAUUGGGUGGGAUGGUGGAAGUGCAGUGGAAAGCAGUAAUGGGGCCGAGAUCGGGAGGUUGAUGGUGCUGAACGUUUGUGACUUCUUGCAGGCAAGUCGACCGUCUCUGCUGUCUUCUGGCUUAUCGGAAGAAGCUGUCGAGAGGUGGGCAAGAAACGUGCGGCAGGAGGCUGCCAACCCAGCAAAACAUAUGCUGUUUAAGUGGGUUAUCAACUGGGCAACAAAAUCUUCAACGGGUUCUCAAAGAAAACCGGCAAAAUCUGUGCUAUGAGUCGUUAUAUAGCUAUAGCCAUGUAGUUCAUCCUAUAAUUACGCAACAAACUUUUAUUUUAAUUUACGGAGAACGACCACGUGCUCCUAAAUCUUACAUAACACUAAAUAUUGAAUUCAG